Molecule: messenger RNA, 993 nt
Organism: Brassica rapa (field mustard)
Lineage: Eukaryota; Viridiplantae; Streptophyta; Magnoliopsida; Brassicales; Brassicaceae
Source: RefSeq, a predicted model, not a curated record
AUGCUUUCGGGAGACUCCUUAUGGGGGAAAUGGAUAAGGGUAAAUCUUCUGAAAGGAAAGAGCUUUUGGGAAGUAAAGUCUAAUGUGCAAAACGGUUCUUGGAUGUGGCGGAAGAUGUUGAAACUAAGAGAGGUCGCGAAGCUGUUCUAUAUGAAAGAAGUGGGGAAUGGGAGACAUACGUCUUUCUGGUUUGACAAAUGGUCUGAGAAAGGCCCUCUGAUUGACAUACUGGGUGAUCGUGGUAUUAUAGAUAUGGGAGUAAGAAGAGAAGCGACAUUGGAGGAGGUGGUUCUUAAUACCAGAAGAAGAAGAAGGCAUCGUACGGAGCAGCUGAAAGACAUUGAGACUGAACUGAGUGAUAUUGUGAGGAAUUUUGAUGCAGAGAAAGAGGAUUUAUGUUUGUGGAAAAGGAAAGCUGGAUAUGCUAAGAGUUUCUCAACAUUUGAAACAUGGCAGCAGCUGCGAGAAUGUAAAUCUCAAUGUUUAUGGGCUAAUGGUGUUUGGAUCUCUCAAGCUACUCCAAAGUAUGCGUUUAUGAUGUGGCUGGCUGUCCGUAAUAGAAUGUCAACACUGGACAGAGUAGCUUUAUGGUGCCAAGGGCUUGACACUACAUGUGUUCUCUGUAAAAGUGCUGCAGAAUCAAGAGAUCACCUAUUCUUUGAGUGUUCCUUUUCAACUCAGGUCUGGGAAUACAUAGCUAAAGGUGUCUUACGAAGCUCCUAUACUAAUGUCUGGUCAGAAAUUUUGACUUUAGCUGUGGAUGAGAGAAGGGAGAAGAUGAGUAAGUUCUGUUUGAGAUAUGCCCUUCAUGCUACAUUGUAUGCAGUGUGGGGAGAGAGAAACAAGAUAAAGCAUGGGGACAAACCGUUGCCACUGCUAGCGCUCAAUCGAAUGGUAGAGAAAGGAAUUCGAAACAAGAUAAGCGUGAUGAGGGGAAAGAGAAUCAAAGGAAUGGAUAAGCUAAUGCAGUUUUGGUUCCAAACUAGAAUGUAA